Knipowitschia caucasica is the source of this 288-nucleotide messenger RNA. The record is from the annotation of a GenBank genome assembly. Lineage: Eukaryota; Metazoa; Chordata; Actinopteri; Gobiiformes; Gobiidae.
AUGGUGAAGACAGCAGCGAGCCAGCACAGGCAGGUGAUGUCGGCUGAGAGCAGCAGUUUGUCUCAAAGUGAGCCCGUCCACUCAGCUCGAGCAGUGGAAUAUCAAGCUGGCCGCCGCCGCGGCUCCUCGUGCUCAACUGACACAGUCGAUAGCUCUGCAUUAUUCAUGGAGCCGGCUGGGCCUGAUGAGAUGGCCUCUCGCGGAGGCUGGAUUUCAGACAUCCCAAACUUUACAGGGCCCAGCGCACGCCUGACACCUCCAACAACUGUUUAUCGUCAGGCAAAAUGA